GCGCCUGCGCGGUGCGGGCGGCGGGCAGCGCAGAGUGCGAGAUUCUUUUGUUCCGCAGAAAGGAGGGCCGUUGGCCUGGGCCUGCGGUACGCCGCCUCAGUGAGGGGUUUGUCCGCGGCCACCCGGUUCGCUGCUUUUCUGGGCGCCAUUUCCCCGCUGGCCGGACACGACGCGCCAGUAGCGCAGCACCAAUUCCCCUCGGGCUCUUGGGCGCUGCUCUGAGCAGCGUCACCCUUUACACCAGAAAGCUGGCGGGCACUAUGGGGAAAAAACAAAACAAGAAGAAAGUGGAGGAGGUGCUAGAGGAAGAGGAAGAGGAAUAUGUGGUGGAAAAAGUUCUCGACCGUCGAGUGGUAAAGGGCAAAGUGGAGUACCUCCUGAAGUGGAAGGGUUUCUCAGAUGAGGACAACACAUGGGAGCCAGAAGAGAACCUGGAUUGCCCUGAUCUCAUUGCUGAGUUCCUGCAGUCACAGAAAACAGCACAUGAGACAGAUAAGUCAGAGGGAGGCAAGCGCAAAGCUGACUCUGAUUCUGAAGAUAAAGGAGAGGAGAGUAAACCAAAGAAGAAGAAAGAAGAGUCAGAAAAGCCACGAGGCUUUGCCCGGGGUUUGGAGCCGGAGCGGAUUAUUGGAGCUACAGACUCCAGUGGAGAACUCAUGUUCCUGAUGAAAUGGAAAAACUCUGAUGAGGCUGAUCUGGUCCCUGCCAAGGAAGCCAAUGUCAAGUGCCCACAGGUUGUCAUAUCCUUCUAUGAGGAAAGGCUGACGUGGCAUUCCUAUCCCUCAGAGGAUGAUGACAAAAAAGAUGACAAGAAUUAACUCAACUGAGUACCAGCCCCUGUCACUUCUGACUGUGGGUUUAAAGUGGGGGAGGGGAAGGAGUUCUACUUGUCUUGACACCAUAGAGGUGGCUUGAGAAGAUGUCCUUUGAAGAGCCAGUAUAGUUUCUGUGCCCUGCAGCAGCCCAAGUGCUUUUAAAGCCGUUAGGUGCUGUUUAGUUUGCACACCCAUCCCAGUGGAGGGGAAGAGGGGAUAAGUGUUUCAAGGCAACCCAUUCUGCACUUUGCUGAGGAAAGCAAAGGGCCUUCUAUGAAGGACAGAACUUGCAGAGUGGCGUGUGGGAGAGCAAAAAGAUACUGUAGAUCUUCAAAGAGCAUCUCCACAACCCACAGCCUUCUUCCCAAUAGUGUUAACUCUGCAUUUUUACAGCGUAGCAUGUGUGUAGUUUUGGCUGUUACUGGUGUAUUAUUUGGGGUGGGGGUGGGGAGGAAGAAGGGAGAUGGAUAGAAUCUUUUUUUUUUUUUUUUUUUAAAUUUGGGGCCUGAUUGGGGAAAUGGUGAAGCAGUGGAAAAAACAAGUAACUAAUGAUUCAGUUCUGUAUCCAGAAUAUUUUACCUUUUCAAAAAAUGUCAUUAGCAACAUAAAUGAGGACGGUGAGAGACUGUUUCAAAGCUGUGAAUGCCUAAAACCUAUAAGCCAAGGUGUUCCCUGCCUGACUUUAAAUGCUGUCUCCCAUAAAGGACUAAACCAGUUAGUAAUUUACCAAAGCUGCCAUUUGGAGAUGGAAACUAAGGAGGGAAAGUCUUUUAUUGGAGCAUAUACACAGGCAGAUCAUUCUGUCUUUGAGGUGCUAAUUCUUGAAAUUGACGAAAAGACCCUUUCUUUUCUGAUUAAGUUCUAUACAUCAGCUUGUCCAUCCACGCCACUGGCUGAGGAUUUGGGGAAGGGGAAGAGAGUGGUAUAGGAGACGGGAGAAGAGGAAAAGCCCAUGUUCUAAGGGUGGAAAAUUCAUAGAGCCUCUCUGCUUUUUUGAACUUUGACUUCUGAAACCAUCAGUGGCAGGGUUCAGUCACUGACAGCACAAAUUUCAUUGGAUCAGUUCAAGGGUUCAAUGACUUCAAUAGCUCUGGUCUCAGGAGAAAUUAAACUUUCACACUGGGGCAGUGGUUCACUUCAAACAAAGAAACUCACAUAAAAAAAAAAAAAUCCCAAGAAUUAACUGAUAUCCAAAUGCUUUGUCUUGAAUCAUAAGAUCUAUCUGUUCUUGACACCAUCUAGACCUGCAUCUAGAACUGUAUUGUAAACUUUUUAGGCAUGUGUUAGAUUUCUGUGAAAACUUUGUUUAAAUGUAAACUUCAUAUCAUACUGUCAGUUUCUGUCUUAAUAAAAGUAUAGAUUUAUAA
Messenger RNA from Choloepus didactylus (southern two-toed sloth), 2182 nucleotides. RefSeq names its product chromobox 1 (gene CBX1). The transcript is spliced from 5 exons. The coding region runs from base 261 to 818 and encodes 185 amino acids. Gene Ontology annotation, molecular function: chromatin binding. Gene Ontology annotation, cellular component: pericentric heterochromatin; nucleus. The record is from RefSeq and is a predicted model, not a curated record. NCBI's taxonomy places the organism in Eukaryota, Metazoa, Chordata, Mammalia, Pilosa, Megalonychidae. Gene Ontology annotation, biological process: negative regulation of transcription by RNA polymerase II; chromatin organization.